This is a messenger RNA of Arabis nemorensis, 756 nucleotides long. The record is from the annotation of a GenBank genome assembly. Lineage: Eukaryota; Viridiplantae; Streptophyta; Magnoliopsida; Brassicales; Brassicaceae.
AUGGAAAACGAAGGGAACGCAGGAACGGCAAGCAGUUCAAGGUGGAACCCAACGAAAGAACAGAUAUCACUUCUUGAGAAUCUUUACACGCAAGGGAUACGAACUCCGAGCGCCGAUCAGAUUCAGCAGAUCACAGGUAGACUCCGUGCGUACGGCCAUAUUGAGGGUAAAAACGUCUUUUACUGGUUCCAGAACCACAAGGCUAGACAGCGCCAAAAGCAGAAACAGGAACGCAUCGCUUACUUCAAUCGUCUCCUCCACAAAACCUCCCGUUUCUUCCACCCUCCUCCUUGCUCAAACGGCACUCCGUACUAUUUACAGCAACAACAUAAUCAGCAUGGAAGUGUAUACACAAAAGAUCUUCUUCACAGUAACAAUGUGAUGAUUCCAAAUGGUGGCUACGACAAACGGACAAUCAUUGAUCAUAGGAAACAACUCUCCGACAUAACAACUGCUACAACUAGAAUGUCAAUGUCUUCGAGCUCACACAGAUUUGACCGAUUUGCCCUUUGUGAUCACGGAUAUUACGGCGAGGGCAUUAACGGCAAUUCGCAUGGACGGAAAACGCUUCCUCUUUUCCCACUUCAGCCUUUGGAUGGGACUAAGGAAGAUGGUGUGGGAAAUUCCAGUUUUGCCCCUGGUCAUGAUUCUCCGGUGGUUUGUUUCGUUGACGACGGUGGACGAGAGCAGCCGUUUAUCGAUUUCUUUUCUGGUGGUUCGUCUAGUAGGUUUGAUAAUAGUGGAAAUGCGUUGUAA